GUCUUUUUCUUUCACAGGCUCAAUACAUUCGUGAUUUAUUGGAUAAAUUUGGCAUGGCUGAGGCUAAACCGAUUUCCUCCCCAAUGGCUAUUGCUGCUCUUCAGUUGCACCAAGGUCUCAAACUUUCAGAUCCUUCUUCGUAUCGGAGUCUAGUGGGCUCUUUGCAAUAUCUCAAUCUCACUCGGCCGGAUAUUACCUUUGCUGUCAAUCGUCUUUCCCAGUUCCUUCAUGCUCCAUCUGAUGUGCAUAUGCAAGUUGCCAAGCGUAUCCUACGUUAUCUCGAAGGGUCUGUCUUUAAUGGACUUCUACUCCGUCGGCAACCUCUGUCUCCUCUUCAUGCUUUUUCUUAUUCUGAUUGGGCCGGUGACAAGGAUACCCUUCAGUCUACCACUGGCUUCAUUGUGUUCUUGGGCAGCACUCCAAUUUCUUGGAAAGCUUGUAAACAAAAGGCUGUUGCUCGUAGUUCAACUGAGGCCGAGUAUCGUGCGUUAGCUGCUGCUUCCUCUGAGAGCAAUCCCGUAACGCAUACCCGCAUGAAGCACAUUGCCAUUGAUCUUCAUUUUGUGCGUGAAUUAAUGGAUCGAAAGUUGUUGCGAGUCAGUCACAUCUCCACUGUCAACCAGCUUGCCGAUGGGCUGACUAAACCUUUAUCCUCAGCAUGGUUCUCUCAACUGAAAUCCAAGAUUGGAGUUACUGAUGGUAGCUCCAUCUUGCAGGGGCAUAUGACGGAAACAAAGCCGGUCAUCAAUUCCAGCAAUUCCCACUCGUGAGUUACGGCAACACAAUCCUCGCUUGUGAAUCACAGCAACAAGGCAACUAUAUAUUUUGUGUUAUAGCAGCAUAUCAGUUACAGAUUAUAGCAGCAUAUCAGUUACCGAUUUAAAUCAUAUAUACUCCACUAUUGUAUAUAUCUUUAGUUUCCUUGUAUAACUACAAACACUUGUAUAUAUUUGGUUCAGCAUUAUGAAUACAGAUCAUCGUUUUCC
This is a messenger RNA of Rubroshorea leprosula, 986 nucleotides long. The record is from the annotation of a GenBank genome assembly. NCBI's taxonomy places the organism in Eukaryota, Viridiplantae, Streptophyta, Magnoliopsida, Malvales, Dipterocarpaceae.